GAGGCCAAGCAGCAGAACAAUGGCUGGACUGCAUUUCCCUGCAGCCUCUCUGUUGUGACUUUUGAGCAGGCGGUGGGAGGAAAAGGAGGACUACAAAUCCCAGGGCUCCUCUGGAGGGCGGGAGGCAGGAGGGGAGGGUGGGCCUGGAAGGAGAGGAAAAAGCCUGGGGAAAGUUUGGCAGCCCCAAGAAGGCAGGAACAGAAUGAUGACUGCAUUGAAAUCUGGAUUGCCUCCAUCCUCCCGAGAAAUGGCCAAGGUUGCACUGAAGCCAGGGCAGAGCCUGGUGACUUUUGAAGAUGUGGCUGUUUAUUUCACAACCAGCGAGGGAGCUCUGCUGAAAUCAAGUCAAAAAGCCUUAUACCUGGAAGUCAUGAUGGAGAAUUAUGGGAACGUGGCCUCCUUGGGAUUUUCAGGUCCAAAGCCUGAACUCAUCUCUCAGAUGGAACAAGGAGAAGAACUGUGGAUACCCGAUUCUCAGAUGAAAGUUGGUGCAGAGACCUUUGGUAGAGACUCAGGUGACUCUUUGGGGAAAGCUUGGAGACCCCCAUGGGGUGAAAGUUAUGUCGUUCCCCGGAGAUUCCUUUCUGAAGAGAAACCCUUUCCGAAGAGAAAGCCUUCUGUUCAACAGCCAAACCUGAAGAUGCCACCAAAAACCCUCAAGGGACAAAGAAGCUACAAGUGCCUGGAGUGCGGAGAAAGCUUUAAGCGGCAUUCCCUCUUCAUCAGACACUGGCGUGUCCACACGGGGGAGAAGCCAUAUGAAUGCCAGGAGUGCGGGAAAGGUUUCCUCCGGCCCUCAGCUCUGGUGAAGCACCGCCGUGUUCACAGCACCAAGAAACCAAGAAACGUGUGCUUGGAGUGUGGGAAGCAAUUUGCCCGAGAGGCGUACCUGCUGGCCCACCAGGUGACCCACUUCCGAGAGAAGCGUCGGAAAUGCUUGCAGUGCGGGGAAGACUUUGCCGACCACCCGGCUGACUUUAGGCACCAGAGAUUCCAUACCGGAAAGACAUCUUAUAAGUGCCUAGAGUGUGGGAAGGGCUUUACGGACCGUUAUCACGUAGUGAUUCACCAGAAAGUCCAUACGGGAAUGAACCGCUUCAAAUGCUCCGAGUGCGGGGAGUGUUUUGACCAGCAUUCGGCCCUCGUCAGUCACUGGAUGGUCCACACCGGAGAGCAGCCCUACGAAUGCCUCGAGUGUGGCAAAGGGUUUUCACGGCCCUCGGCGCUUGUGCAGCAUUGCCGGGUCCAUACAGCUGAGGAAUCCUACACGUGCUCUGAGUGUGGGAAAUGUUUCACCCAACAGUCGGGUCUGGCGAGGCACCGGCGAGUCCACUCUGGAGAAAAACCCUUCCGUUGUUCGGAGUGCGGGAAGGGCUUUGCGGAUGCUUCAUCCUUAAAGAAGCACCAAAGGGUUCACACCGGUGAGAAACCUUUCAUGUGCCCGGAGUGCGGGAAGAGCUUUUCGGACCGAUCGAACGUCUUGGCUCACCAGAGGGUCCACACGGGGGAGAAACCCUAUAAAUGUUUAGAGUGCGGGAAAUGCUUUUCUCAUGGGUCGCAUGUCCUGAAACACCAGAAGUUCCACGUGAAGUACUAUGUAAACACUGAUAACUGCCCCGGGGAGUUGGCCACAAAGGAGUUGCCUCUCCCAAGGACAAUCCAACCAGAGCCUGGAAGCAACAAAUUAGAAAGGCUUUUCUCCCCCUACUUCUGGUGGAGGAGUGGAAGGCCCAUGUUGCUGCAAAAGGGCAGGAGGGAGAGAGACGGUGCAAUGGAGUUGGCAAUACAACCGGGCGCAUAUUCAUUCAAUGGCAGAGUGAAAGGCAUCGCCAAGCAGAGACCGCAGUUUCUGGCGUCUUUCGAGAAAGUGGCGGUCUAUUUCAGCAAGGAAGAGUGGGAUUUCCUGGAUUCAGCUGAGAAGGCUCUCUACACAGAGGUGAUGCUGGAAAACUACGGCAACGUGACUUGGCUGGAAUUUCCCAAGCCAGUCCUCAUCGCCUGCCUGGAAGAAGGAGAGGAGCCAUUUCUCCAAUGCUCUGAAGACGAGGAGAGAUCAGGCAUUAUCUGCGCAGACAAAACAGUGGAAAUGAAGUCAGGCUUUGGAUCAGUUCAUUUUGGUGUUGGGAUAGAAAGAACCGUCCUGCAGCGGCCUCAGUGGCUGACGUCCUUUGCAGAGGUGGCUGUGUAUUUCAGCAAGAGAGAAUGGGAUCUACUGGAUCCAAGCCAAAGAGCUCUCUACAAGGAAGUCAUGCUGGAGAACUAUGGGCUUGUAACUUCUCUUGAAAUACCCCAAUCAGACCUCAUCUCAUGUCUGGAAGAAGGACGAGAUCCAUUCAUCCAGGACGCUGAGGAAAAGAAGAGAUUGUUGGAUACCUGCUUAGGUUGGGACAGUGAGAAAUAUAAGAAGCCUCCUCUGCAGUCAGUGCAAUUUACCAACUCUGGAGAGGAGAAAGAGUUAUUCGUGAAUCCACGGGGAAGCAAGCCUCACGAGCCAGUUAAGAAAGGGAAGACACCGUCUCCGCAGGCCUACUUUGCUGAACUUUUCGCAGAAGACGAUGAUGAGCAAGGAAAGGAAAAGAAGAAAGUUUCCAUUUUUGGGAAGCUACAGAAAGAUAACCCUAAAUUAAGUAAAGAUUGUGGAACAGACACAAGGGAGAAACCCCAGGAACAAACGGAGCCUGAGAGUAAAACGGAGAGUAAGCGUUCGAGUAGCGGUGGAACGGAUGGUAAACAACAAAAAACUCAGACUGGGGAGAAGCCAUAUAAAUGUUUGGAGUGCGGAAAGGGUUUCAACCAGAACUCAAGCCUUACCGCCCACGUGAGAAUUCACACCGGGGAGAAACCAUAUAAAUGCCUGACCUGUGGAAAGAGCUUUUGCCGUAGCUCCCACCUUACGAGCCAUCGGAGGACUCAUACGGGCGAGAAGCCUCACAAGUGUGCAGAGUGUGGCAAGAGCUUCAGUCAACGCUCACACCUUACUAGCCACCAGAGAACCCACACUGGGGAGAAACCCUACAAAUGCACCGAGUGUGGAAAGGGCUUCAGUCAGUGUUCGAGCCUUACGAGUCACCAGAGGACUCACUUGGGGGAGAAGCCGUACAAUUGUGGGGACUGCGGGAAGAACUUCAACACAAAGUCCAGCCUGACCGUCCAUCAACGAACACACACUGGGGAGAAGCCAUAUAGUUGCACCGUGUGUGGGAAGACCUUCAGUGAUGGGGGAACACUCAUUAAGCACCAAAGAACUCACACGGGGGAGAAGCCGUACAAAUGCACAGAUUGCGGGAAGACCUUUACCCGGAAAGUACACCUCACUCGACAUCAAAAAGUGCAUACGUUGGAACUGCCGUAUAUAUGCAUGAAGUGCGGAAGGAUUUUCAGUAAGAACUCAGGCCACGUGACAUUUCAAGGUCCGGACACAGAAGGAAAACCGUAUGAAUGCAUGGAGUGUGAAAAUAGCUUUUGGUUCAGCUCCGACCUUAAUAAUUUUCAAAAAAGCCCACAAAAUGAAGGAGCUGCGCCGAUGCAUCAUGUUUGGAAAGGUCUUCAGCAUGAACUUCAGCCUUAUUGAACUCAACAGAAUCUCCAUUAGAAACCAGAUUCAGUUCAUUUCCACAUUUGAUGUAGUUAGGAGUGGAAAACCCAUGAUUUUAACAAAAAUACUUUUUUAAACCCAAAAUAACACCUCACUUGGAGUCUCUGGUCAUUCAGUGUCACUGUUUGACCAACUUCCCAUAGAAUUGCUCUAAGGAUUUAUUAUCAUAGAGUUGGAAGAGUCCUUGUGGGCCAUCCAGUCCAACCCAAUUCUGCCAAGAAGCGGGAAACUCACAUUCAGAGCACCCCUAACAGAUAGCCAUCCAGCCUCUGUUUAAAAGCUUCCAAUGAAGGAGCCUCCACCACACUCUGGGGCAGAGAGUUCCACUGCUGAACAACUCUCACAGUCAGGAAGUUAUUCCUAAUGUUCAGGUGGAAUCUCCUCUCCUGUAGUUUGAAGCCAUUGUUCCAUUGCGCCCUAGUAUCCAGGGCAGCAGAAAACAAGGCUGCUCCCUCCUCCCUCACAUGGCACUCAUCGUGUCUCCUCUCAGCCUUCUCUUCUACAGGCAAAACAUGCCCAGCUCUUUAAGCCGCUCCUCUUAGGGCUUGUUCUCCAGACCCUUGAUUAUUUUAGCCGCCCUCCUCCAACUUAGAGUCAACAUCUUCCUUCAAUUGUGACACAAUGUGCUUCCAAGUGUGGUCUGACCAAGGCAGAAUAGAGGAGUAGCAUGACUUCCCUGGAUCUAGACACUAUGCUCCUAUUGAUGCAGGCCAAAAUCCCAUUGGCUUUUUUUGCUGCCACAUCACAUUGUUGGCUCAUGUUUAACUUGUUGUCCAUGUGGACUCCGAGAUCUUUUUCACAUGUCCUGCUCUCGAGCCAGGCAUUGUCCCCCAUUCUGUAUCUUUGCAUUUCAUUUUUUUCUUCCUAAAUGGAGUAUCUUGCAUUUGUCCCCAUUGAACUUCAUUUUGUUGGUUUUUGGCCCAUCUCUCUAAUCUGUUCAGAUCGUUUGGAAUUCUGCUCUUUAUAAAUACCUAGAUGAGUGUUCUCACUAUGGAUUGGAGAGUCUUCAAGUUUGAUUCUAUUAUAUUAAACAUGAAACCCGUAGAAGUGAAAUCUGCAAAUGUGGAGGGCUAGCUGCAAUCUGUGUGGUCUUGCGUCAGGUCAAAGGUUGAUGCAUCUGGCAGACCUUGGAAGUCCUUCAGGAGCUCUCCGAACAAAACAGAACUUGGGAUUUUUCAAAGUACAGUUUCCGCAGAAGCAGAGAUUUCAAAGAACUUCUGUUUUCUUUCUGGGACAAGUGCCAUACAUCCUAACUAAAAACAAAAGUAAAUGUGUGAAACAGACCAAAAAAAGGGGGGAGGAAAAUAGACCCUUCGGUAUGGGUCUAUUUCUUCUUCAUAGAAAGCCCCUGUACUAUUUAAUUUGAUUCCUUUCUUUUUGUGCUGCUAGUAAUUUAAGGACUGCUUCUUUGAUCGUAUUGUGCUGACUGCCGAACAAGAAAAUUUUUAGAGGCCAGAUGGACUCAGGUCUUGCUUAUGAAUAUAAAAGUACAGUUGUCUUCAUGAUGCAGAUCUGAACUAUCAGCUCAGCGAUUUGAAUAGUAUUGAUAUAAACAAACUCCAAAGAAAAAGUGAAAUGUGGACAAAAAUGACAAAGAGGGGGGAUUGUUUUGUGGAUGCGAAGCACUGAAGGAUGACUCUGGAGUCACCAUGUUGUAGAAGGCCUUCCAUUUUUCCUUGGGCAAGAAUAGUAAGAAACAGACAAGUGAGGAAUGGAUUUUUGACUCUCCUAGGAUUGUAUUUUUUUCUGAAAGUAGAUCAAUGGUACAAUUCAGAAGAGACCCCUCCCCACCAAAAAAGCCCUUAUUUGUGGUUUGAACUAUCUGUAUCAUUACCUGAUUUUCAACUCUAUAACAAGGAGUACGAACAAAAGCAAAACACUAUGUUUGAUAGUUUGGGGUAAUGUGCGAACAUCCAGGGUAGUGUUUCUCAACCUAAGAGUUGGAUCCCCCGGGAGGGGGGGGGUUUGCGAGGGGGUGUCAAAGGGGUUGCCAAAGACCAUCAGAAAACACAGUAUUGUCUGGGUCCUCACUACCUCUGAGGAUGCUUGCCAUAGAUGCAGGCAAAACGUCAGGAGAAAAUGCCUCUAGAACAUGGUCAUAUAGCCCGGAAAAACCUACAACAACCCAGUGAUUCCGGCCAUGAAAGCCUUCGACAAUACAGUAUUGUCUGUUGGUCAUGGGGGGUUCUGUAUGGGAAGUUUGGCCCCAUUAUAUCAUUGGUGGGGUAAAGAAUGCUCUUUGUUUGUAGGUGAACUAUAAAUCCCUGCAACUGCAACUCCCAAAUGUCAAUGUCUAUUUUCCUCAAACACCACCAGUGUUCACAUUUGGUCACAUUGAGUCUUUGUGCCAAGUUUGGUUCAAAUCCAUCAUUGUUUGAGUCCACAGUGCUCUCUGGAUAUAGGUGAACUACAACUCAAAAACUGAAGGUCAAUGCCCACCAAACUCUUCUAGUAUUUUCUGUUGGUCAUGGCAGCCCUGUGUGCCAAGUUUGGUUCAAUUCCAUCAUUGGUGGAGUUCAGAAUGCUUUUUGAUUGUAGGUUAACUAUAAAUCCCGGCAACUACAACUCCCAAAUGAUAAAAUCUCUCCUUUCCCCCAUCCCCACCAGUAUUCAGAUUUGGGUGUAUCGGGUAUUUGUGCCAAAUUUGGUCUAGUGAAUGAAAAUAUAUCCUGCAUGUCAGAUAUUUAUAUUGCGAUUCGUAACACUAGCAAAAUUACAGUUAUGAAGUAGCAAUGAAAAUAGUUUUAUGGUUGGGGGUCACCACAAGAUGAGGAACUGUAUUAAGGAGUCGUGGCAUUGAGAAACACUGUUCCAGGGACUUUAAAGAAAUCAGGAAAGAUGGGAAGAUACUGAACACAGUUUGGAGCUUCUAUCUGGCCCUUAACUUGCACUUUCUCCAACUUGAUAGAGUUAAAAAUGGCCAUAGUGAUGAUGAUGAUGAUGAUGAUGAUGAUGAUAACAAUAGAAGCAACUGGAAAAGCUGACACAAUAUGAGGAUUUAAAGAUCAAACUGCAAAGACUCUGGCACAAGCCAGUAAAGGUGGUCCCAGUGGUGAUCAACACACUGGGUGCAGUGCCUAAAGACCUUGACCUGCACUUAAAAACAAUAGAUGCUGACAAAAUUACUAUCUGUCAGCUGCAAAAGGCCACCCUGCUUGGAUCUGCGCACAUUAUUCACCAAUACAUCACACAGUCCUAGACAUUUGGGAAGUGUCCGACAUGUGAUCCAGUACAAAAGCCAGCAUAGUGAUCUAAUCUUGUUGUGUAUCAAAAAAUAAUAUAGGCAACCCCUUAUGGCCAAGUAUGCUUGUCUUCCAAGAGUAGAGUCUUGAUAGUAAGUCCAUAAGUGGCUGUAGAAACCUAUUCUGGAUCCUCAUGGUCUUUCACAUUGAGGCCAUUGGUUUUUAGGUGGAAGCCAUUCCCGACAAGGGUUUGCUUGACGUGCCUUCCUCUUGGCACAUUUCUCCCUUUCGUCCUCCAUUUGUGCCUCCUCAAAAUCCACGGCACCAUUGGUAUUCACCACCCAUAAGCUGGUCCAUGGUUAGGCACAAUCACCAUGAGACUUUGGUUGGCCAUUUCCAGGAGAUGAAGCUGAGGGAUUUCUGCUCAACCUGUGAGGUCCAUCCUAUUACACCCUGCUACUUAAUAUCUACAGUCAGCCCUCCGUAUCCGCGGAUUCUGCAUCCAGAGAUUCAACCAUCCAUGGCUUGAACGUAUGUCCUGUAUUUUGUUAAAAAUCCCAGUGGAUUUUGCCAUUUUCUAUAGAGGUCCCCAUUUUAUUAUGGCAUAGUAUAUAAUGGAAUCUGAGCAUCCACGGAUUUUGUUGUCCAUAACCAAACUCCAGUGGAUACCAAGCACCCACUCUACAUGCAACCGUUACAUAAGUAGGGGUGUGAUAUUAUCACUGUUGUUGAGCUGAUUGUUGACCAAAAAAUGGCUUAAAAGACUUUGGAGAGAAUGAAACCUGUGCUAAAAAUAAAACCUCACCUCUAACAUUGGACCUUGGGUAGGGGUAUAUUUUUCUGGCAUGUUCCUCCUGCCUAGAGUGCUUUGGCCCUUAUUCAUUGCUUGAGCUCCAAAACAUCGAUCUAGGGCUCUUGGGAAAAUUAUUAGUUCUACUGCUGUCUUGAUACCCACAAACUCCCAGUAUUAACUUCUCUCUCUUCAGACAAUUCGCUUGUUUAACCAGUUCUGCGUUGACAUGAGUUGAGUCCAGUAUGGAGCAGGGCACCUUAAGUGUUUGUUUGUUACCAGCUUUGGCUGGAUUCUGAACUACAAAUCCCAUUGGUUGGCAGAUAACUUGGCUUUAGCGAUCCUUUCCCUAGGAACCCUCUUUGGAUUACAGCUACCUCAAGACGGUUUGGAUUUUCACUUGUAAAACCUUGUACAGUUUGUGCAUCCAGGACCUAGAAGAACUUUUCUUCCAUUACUUACCUCUCCAUGCCUUAAAAGCAUUGGUGGAAGCCCUUCCAAGAACAACUCUCAAAUGCCUGUUGAAUAUGGGAACUAGAGACGAAGCCUCUUUAGUGGUAAGUUCCCUGGCAUUUGCUAUUCUUUUCAGAGAGAUCGGUAUUGGUAGGGAUAUCUUUUGAGUGCUGGGCAAAGGCCUUUCCUCUCUUUUCAUGUUUUCAGUAUUGAUGGUAUAAUCCCUGAUCAAUAUUUGGUUACGAUAUAAUCUUCCAUAUUUGUAACGAUUGUACCGAUGUAAUAUGUGAUUUUAUUUGAGAUUUCCUUGUAUUCUUAUGUAUCACUGUUUAUGUUGAUUAGAUUUCUGUAUGUUGCCAAGAGAACUAUAUUACUAUGUGGCUAAUAAAUGUGGAUGGCAAAGUAA
Messenger RNA from Anolis sagrei ordinatus, 8426 nucleotides. NCBI's taxonomy places the organism in Eukaryota, Metazoa, Chordata, Lepidosauria, Squamata, Anolidae. The record is from RefSeq and is a predicted model, not a curated record.